AUGUCUCAGACUGUUGUUCUCAAAGUUGGUAUGUCAUGUGAAGGAUGUGUUGGAGCAGUAAAGAGAGUUCUGGGAAAAUUGGAUGGUGUGGAAUCAUAUGACAUUGAUUUGAAGGAACAGAAAGUGGUAGUGAAAGGAAAUGUUGAACCAGAUACAGUUCUGAAGACAGUUUCCAAAACUGGGAAGCCGACUGCGUUUUGGGAAGGUGAAGCAACAUCUGAGACUAAGUAA
Messenger RNA from Lathyrus sativus (Indian pea), 231 nucleotides. Lineage: Eukaryota; Viridiplantae; Streptophyta; Magnoliopsida; Fabales; Fabaceae. The record is from the annotation of a GenBank genome assembly.